GGUUAGGAGCAUGACAUGUCGCCAUGCACGUAAACCAGAGAGUGGCGGGAACUUGCGGUGCUUAUUUUUCAUCGGGUUCGGAAAUCGAAUGCUAACCAAGGGAGGUUACCUGAAAAACAUGGCGGACGACGGAAUUUUGUUUGCAAAAAUUUUACGUCAAUUUGCCAGAUCGUCUGCAGCGAUUAACCCAGCACCUGAAGAUAAAGUUGCAAGGUUGUUGUCACUAUGUCCAAAAGAGAUCAAUGGUAGAUUUUCCUUUGACCAGAGGGGACAAGAUGCAAUAAUAUCCCUUGGAAUAUUUUUGUUGGAGUCUAACUUGCAGAAAAAAGAAGUGAUAUCAUCAUAUCUGCUCAAAGUUCUAAGAUGUCUUCCCAACUCACUUUGGACUGGGAAACAUAAGCCAGGAAAGGGACAAACACUACCAAGAUGUGAAAACUUCAGUUUUUGUUUGAAUACCAUUUUAAGUGACCUAGCAUUCAAGGACACCAAACUACGAGAGGAGAUCCUGAAUGUUCAGUUGGAUGUUCUAGAGGCCCUUAUAAAACAGUGUGAAGAUAAAGAAAAUGCCAAAGAAGAAAAAUUGUCACUGAUAACUAUCCCAGUCCUGUUUGGAUUGAUUCGGGCUCUGGGGCGAUCCAGUGAUGGAAGCAAGCACCUGAUUUCCUUACUCUACCCAUCUGAGUCUGUCCACAAAGAACUUAGUGUCCCCUCGAAGGAGGAGGAGAAUGAGGAGGACGAGAACACUUUUACCUUCCGCUCCAUCCUCCCACGCACCAUCUCGUCUCAUCUCAUCUAUUCAGACCCUAACUCCCCUGUCUCACCCACAAGAGGCAAUGUACCAGAAAUACCCACAACAAAGUUCAGAGAGAGGUCACCAGCCCCUCUAGGUGUGCAGGACCCUGGAAAACCUGGCCAGGAGGGGGAAGUGGAGGCCUCUACCCAUUAUUUCUGUAAAAUUGCAUCCAGUUUUACCAGUGUGAAACCAUGGGGGUUUGAGAUCAUCCCAGAAAAAGACCAUCUUGUGUUUACACCAACCCAGCUUCAGAGACUUUUAUCACAGACAAUUAAAUUACUAAAUAAGGAGUUAUUAACAAAUACAAACACAGCCUACACAUGGAUGAUGAGUGUUGAGAAUGGGAGGAAGUAUGGUUGGUGGCCGUACAAAUCUUACAGUGAGGCUCUUACUCUGUCCGCCAUCACCAUGAUACGGGACAUACUGGAGCAGGAAAUAGAUUCGGGUUAUGAAGAUAUGCCAACCAGUUUUAUGAAUGACGUCUACGAAUUUUCAAAGAAGAUGUAUUUAUCUGGUCAAAUUGAGCUUGACAAGCAUGGUAAGGGGACACGGGAGGUGGAGAAGAAAAUGGACUUCCACACAUACGAGAUGAUGGUGCUCAGUUGUGCUGCCUGCAUAGACCUCAUGUUCUGGGCUGUCAAAGAAGAAAGAGAGGCAGAGAGUUUGUGUUUACGGCUGACAGAGAAGAUCAGUACAAACACAGAGAGGAAGCUGUUGUUGUCCCAUACUCCAUUACUCCUGGUGGCUCUAGAGUCUCUUGGUAAACUUUCCAACAAGUUCCCCAACUUAGCUUGGACAAUGUGUUGCACUCUACGAGAUUUCCUGGUCUGCCCAUCCCCCAUUCUUAGUAAGCUGAAUAAGUACGCCACCAUGGACGGUAGGAGCAGCAUAAAGAUCAUGGUCACUGAUACAGGGAAAUCCCCGGGGAGUGACCGGCGGAAUAAACCCCAGAGCAAGCUCCUGAAGGCCCUGGAGAACAUCAGGGACUGUGCCAUCAUAAAUGCCUGCAGAGCCCUGAAAGCAUGCCUGGAGGUAGAUGAAGACUGUGUCCAGGCCUUCAUGGCCUCCAUCUCCAAUCGUCUGUAUCGAGCAGAAAUGUCCGACAGGAGUGGAAAGUCUGCAGAGGAAAGAUGGUACCAGUUGAAACUGGUUAUGAAAUUCGUUCGACCUUCGUCAUCUAACCUUGAACUGCGGGAUGUUGAGAGGGAGUCCAAUCUGAUCUCUACCAACACAAUCCUGACCCUGGGGCACAUGGCUGUGGCCCUGAAGGAGACCCCUAAGACGGUCGAGUCCGUGCUCCAAAUCUUCCAGCAGCGGUUCUGUUCCCCGCCCUCACAGCUCGACCUACUUAUAGUGGACCAGCUUGGCUCCAUGAUCAUAGCAGGAUGUACGACGGUUUAUAACGAGAUCAUGAGGAUGUUUGUCCAGGUCAGCAUUGAGAGUAGCUCCGCGUACAGCUCAGCCGAAAAGGACGAAAAAAUCAGAGGCUACAGACAAGUGUCCCAGCCAGUUAUCAACGCGCUGGCUAACAUCGCCUCUAAUGUGCAGGGAGCAGAGGAUCAGCAUGAGCUGCUAGUCCGCCUCCUAGAACUGUUCGUCAACAUGGGGCUGGCAGCUAAGCGGGCCAGUGAGAAAAGCUCAGGGGCCAUGAAGGCCUCAGGGACAGCAGGGAAUCUGGGAGUGUUGAUCCCGGUCAUCAGAGUGUUGAUUCGCCGACUUCCUGUUAUCAAGGACCCAAAGACUCGACUGUUGAAAUUGUUUCGAGAUUUCUGGCAGUAUUGUGUGGUGUUUGGCUUUACAGUGGAGGAUUCAGUGAUUUGGCCAAGAGAGUGGUAUGACGGAGUAUGUGAGAUUGCGACCAAAUCACCGCUGCUGAUCUCCAAAGAACACCUCAGAUCUGAGUUACAGUACAGUGUGGCUCUCCGUGACGACACAGUAGGGCAGGCAGAGCUGAAUGAGCUGCGGACUAUGAUCUUCUCACAGCUGGAGAACUCGGAAAUCCAGAAGCUGGUGAUGAGUCUGUCGUUCGCCCAGUGUACUUACCUCCUGUCUGUGUACAAACUGGAAACUCUCAGACUGCAGCAUUCUACCGAGAGGUCAGCGGUCCACGGACUGUUCACUUACCUUGAGGACCCCACAUUGUUCAAGGACAAAGCAGGAAUGUGGCAGUGUGUGAGUGCUGUAGCAGACAAGGCCUUUGAGAAAUAUCUAGAUGUCAUGGAUGAAAAGCCUAAGUCAGAGGCUCGUGAUGCAGAAUUAGAGAGUCAUGCCCAGUUUCUGUUGGUGUAUUUCAACCAUAUCCACAAGCGAAUUCGCCGUGUGGCCGACAGAUACAUGACAAACAUGGUUGAAAGAUUUCCUCACAUUUUAUGGAGUGGACCAAUGCUGAAAACAAUGCUAGAUUUGAUACAGCUUCUCUCAAGCUCCCUGCAAAUUGACCCUAACCAAGAAGCCCCCGAGUUUGAAGUCCCUGAUACUUCUUUCACCCUGAGAGUCCAGGACAACUUAACAGAUAGGGAGAACACAGUGAAGGACUUUGCAGCCAGAAGCCAGCAGAUUCUACAGGAGGCCAUGAAGUGGGCCCCAACCACCACCCGCUCUCACUUGAUUGAAUACCUGCUCAAGAAGGACAACAUGACCCAGGGGCUGUUCCAGCACAGUGGUCUGGCCUUGGCCACUCAGAGCGUGCUGAGCUUUGCUGGGUACAACACCAGCUCAAAACCCCUAGGGACAGCUACAUUGGAUAGGCGACCAAAAUGUGUCACAACUGACAGUUCUAGCUUCAUGGCAAACUUCAGUCUUAGAAGUCGUUACACAGGCGAGGUGUCUGGAAUGAAGUCCCUGUGUUCUGAAUCGGAGCUGUCUAAGUUACUCUAUGAUAAGCUGGAAUCCUUGCUGAAGAGUUCAGAUGAAGAGAAGAUAAUCCCUGCCAUGUUCCGUGUAUGUGCUUUCCUCGUCAGUAUCCCAGAAAUAAACAAGCAGUUGCUCCAUGCCUUGUGUUGGACACCAGUACGGAACUUCUCUGUCAGAACAAUGGAGGCUGGUGUUGCAUGCUGGGAAUGGCUUCUGGCAGCUCGACCUAAUUUAAGUAUUGAGUUUCUGUGUGAGAUGGCGGCCGCUUGGCAGUUCUCUGUGGACAGUAGGAUAGGGAUCUUUGAGGAGGACAAGAAGAGACCUGACCCCCUGGCCAAAGCCGAGAAUGAGGUCCUUGGACCAGACCCACCCUUCGCCAAGCCUCAUCACAUCUGGACCCAGUUUUUAGCGGAGAGAGUGGAGGUUGCCCGAUACAGCAGUGAUGACCAGGUCAGCAUCCUGGCCAGUCUCCUCAGUAAAUCUCUGUCCAUCAGUGUGGGGAGACGACCCCCACCCAUCUCCCGGCACCCAGAGGCCAUAGGACCCAGGCUCAAGCUGCUAAGUAUGGGCCUUCAGCUACUUCAGGGUUCCUACCUCCCUAACACUACCAGUAAAAGCGUGCUCAGAGAACGGGUGUACGCCGCUGCACUGGACUACUUUGCAGGCCCACUGAUGUAUCCCUCCCAGAGAGGGUCCGACCUACGAGAGGAUAUCAACACCAUGGUCAAGUUCUGGAGACUUUUGUUCACAGACAAGAAGUACAUUACUCUGGACAGGAUCAUACCACUUGGGGGUGUGUCAGAGGAAACUCAAAGACAGGACUCCCUUGGACUUUCCCAGUCAGGGGGAAUUCCCUCAGACCUGCUUCAGGGAAAGUGGAUCAACCUGACCAUGAACUCGGGAAUGUCCACCAACUCCAAGCGAUCAGCCAUUUUUCUAGACCCUGCUAGGCACAGGAACAGUUUUGUUAUGGGUCUGUAUGGACCUAUUGAAAAGUCUCACCUGGGUUAUAACCCCGCCCAUGGGGAGGGUGCAAAGAAGACCCUGCAGGGACAAAUGGGCAACUUCAUCAAGGAGUAUGCUAGGAAGAGGAACCUGAUCCUGCUGUUACUGGCCAAUCUGAUUGAUGCCUUCAGUACAUGGCACAACCCUCUAGAGCUGGCUGAAAGCAAGAUAAAAGACGAAGACAAGAUUACAAUCUGGAGGGCGACCCCGAUCUCUGAGAGACAGUGGAGGGAGCACGCCCGCAUCGCAUGGGACAUCUCUCCUGUACUGGCUGUGUAUUUACCUGCUAGGUUGAAGACCUCUGAGACUUUGAGGAAGGAGGUGAUGAGGCUGGUGAGGUUAAAUCCUGGAGCUGUCCGACACAUCCCGGAGGCCAUCAACUUCCUGGUGACCGCCCAGAGUGUGGAGGCAGACUCACCCGAGCUGAGUCAUGUUCUAACGUGGUGCCAGGUGGCCCCCAGUGUGGCCCUGUCCUACUUUUCUAGGCAGUACCCUCCACAUCCACUCACUGCCCAAUUUGCUGUCAGAGUCCUGAUGUCACAUCCACCGGAGGCACUCCUGUUCUACAUCCCUCAGAUUGUCCAGGCGCUCAGAUAUGACUCGAUGGGUUAUGUAGCGGAUUUUGUGAUGUGGGCGGCCAAGACUUCCUCCCUCCUGGCCCAUCAGUUACUUUGGAACAUGCAGACCAAUGUCUACAGGGACGAAGAAGGCACGGUCAAAGAUGAGAACAUUGGAGAGGAGAUGGAGCUGCUGAUGACAAGGAUCAAGGAAUCAUUCUCUGGACCAGCCAAGAGAUUCUAUGAAAGGGAAUUCGACUUUUUCGGAAAGAUCACUGCCAUAUCAGGCACAAUCAAACCCUAUCCCAAAGGAGAUGAAAGAAAAAAAGCAUGUCUUGAAGAACUAAGGAAAAUUGAAUUGCAGAAAGGCUGCUACCUACCAUCUAAUCCUGAAGCUAUAGUCACAGCCAUUGACAAGAAUUCUGGCAUACCAUUACAGAGUGCUGCGAAGGCUCCAUUUUUGGCACGUUUCCGAGUCCAGCGCUGUGGAGUUCACGACCUUGAGAUGCUGGGAAUGAGUGAGGAAGAAAAUCAUGGCAUGAAGAACUCAGCUGAAGUGUGGCAGGCAGCCAUCUUCAAAGUGGGGGACGAUGUCAGACAGGACAUGCUGGCUCUGCAGGUGAUCUCUCUCUUCAAGAACAUAUUUGAGCAGACUGGGUUAGAGUUGUAUCUGAUGCCAUACAGAGUGGUGGCUACAGCUCCGGGGUGUGGGGUGAUUGAGUGUGUUCCAAACAGUAAAUCUAGAGAUGAAAUCGGCAAGAAAACAGACAUCACUUUGUAUGAUUACUUCCACAAAACAUUUGGUGAUGAUGAUACACCAGAAUUCCAGACAGCCCGUCGUAACUUUGUGGUCAGUAUGGCAGCGUACAGUGUGGUCACCUUCCUUCUACAGAUCAAGGACAGACACAAUGGAAACCUGAUGAUUAACAACACAGGCCAUCUGAUACAUAUAGAUUUUGGUUUCAUGUUUGAGAGUUCCCCAGGAGGAAACAUUGGCUGGGAGCCCCAUUUCAAGCUAACUGAUGAAAUGGUCAACAUAAUGGGAGGUACCAUGGAGGCGGCACCAUUCCAGUGGUUCAUGGAGCUCUGUGUCCAGGGAUACCUGGCUGUCAGACCUUACCAUGAGACUAUCAUCACCCUGGUGUCCCUUAUGUUAGACACAGGGCUGCCCUGCUUCAGGGGUCAGACCAUCAAACAGCUCAAGGACAGGUUCCAGCCAAUGGCUACGGAGCACGAUGCCGCCGAGUACAUGAAGCGAAUCAUAAAAGAGUGCUUCCUCAGCUGGAGGGCCAAGUCCUACGACUGGAUCCAGUUCUAUCAGCAGAAUAUUCCAUACUAAGGCCAUAUUCUAUGACUGGAUCAAGACCUACUACUGGUUCCUACUCUAUCAGCAGAAUAUUCCAUACAUUGUCUGUUUCAGUCUAAACAUUCCAUAGUAAGGGUUAUCUCCCAAUAAUUUUGAAUCAGUCGUGUUGAGGAUUGCUGUCAUAAUAGGAAUUACUGUAUAACAAUGUGACUUCAGGAUAAGAACUUUAUAACUAUUUAUGUAGUACAUGUAUUGACUUCAAGUCUCUCACAUUUCAUUUGCUUUCCCUGAAUGUUCUGUCAGUAUUUCUGGUGUUAUUAAUGUGUCAACUUUAUAAGGUGUGCUCGUAUUUCCAAGUCUACAAUAUUAAUUUUUUUUUAAAUGACAACAAACUUAUCCAAACUUCAAUGAUAGCUUUUAAACAGUUUUACUGUGUGUCCAUUUUUUUGUUUGUUUAAUUUGCAUGAUUACCAAAGGUCUGGCAAUGCACUUACUUUUAUUUUGAAUUCUGGAGAUGUUACGGUAUAUUUUACACAUUUUAAAGAUAAAAUUGUCAUCCAAUGCAUUAUUACACAAUCAAUUCCUCUUGCCAACACAUGCUAAAGCUACACACAUUGCAUUUCCUCUCACUGGUAAAGAAAACCAAACACUAUACACAGUGUACAUUUACCAAUUACAUUAAACAUACUCAUUAGACUUAUGAUAUUGACUAGACACUAGAUAUGUAGAAUUAUAAUUAUAUAGUCUGUUCAGCAUUUUCACUUGUAGCUAAAAUGUAUAUAAAAGUAAGGAUGACUGCAUAAUAUGUACCUGAACAAGUUUUGUCUGUGAUACUGAAUUGUGCAAUAUUGCUUUAGUCUUAAAAUAAAUGUAUUCCACAUUUA
This is a messenger RNA of Magallana angulata, 7398 nucleotides long. Its product is annotated as phosphatidylinositol 4-kinase alpha-like. NCBI's taxonomy places the organism in Eukaryota, Metazoa, Mollusca, Bivalvia, Ostreida, Ostreidae. Gene Ontology annotation, cellular component: cytoplasm; plasma membrane. Gene Ontology annotation, biological process: phosphatidylinositol-mediated signaling; phosphatidylinositol phosphate biosynthetic process. The record is from RefSeq and is a predicted model, not a curated record. Gene Ontology annotation, molecular function: 1-phosphatidylinositol 4-kinase activity. The transcript has 52 exons. Bases 11 to 6547 code for a protein of 2178 amino acids.